ACCAGUUAUCCAGGAGAACCUGCUUGGGUGGGGCCCCUGUGCCGUACCAGAGCAGUUUAAAGACAUGCCGUACCAGCCCUUCAGCAAAGGAGACCGCCUGGGCAAGGUCGCGGAUUGGACUGGGGCCACAUACCAGGACAAGAGAUACACCAAUAAGUACUCGUCUCAGUUCGGGGGAGGCAGUCAGUACGCUUACUUCCACGAGGAGGACGAGAGCAGCUUCCAGCUGGUGGACACGGCCAAGACCCAGAAAACUGCCUAUCAGAGGAACCGCCUGAGGUUCGCCCAGAGAAACCUGCGUAGAGACAAGGAUCGCAGGAACAUGACGCAGUUCAACAUGCAGACUCUGCCUAAGAGUGCCAAGCAGAAGGAGAGGGACCGCAUGCGUCUGCAGAAGAAGUUUCAGAAGCAGUUUGGGGUUCGUCAGAAAUGGGACCAGAAAAAUCAGGUGAGAGAAACAGCAGCUCGAGGGGGAGAGAAGCAGCGGGAUCCUCCUCCUGUGCGUCGCUCCUCCUGAGGAUCCAAGCCCUUGUUCCUCUGCAUUCCCCCUGGCGAUCUCUCU
Polyodon spathula (Mississippi paddlefish) is the source of this 562-nucleotide messenger RNA. Its product is annotated as eukaryotic translation initiation factor 3 subunit D-like. Gene Ontology annotation, cellular component: eukaryotic translation initiation factor 3 complex; cytoplasm. Bases 65 to 517 code for a protein of 150 amino acids. NCBI's taxonomy places the organism in Eukaryota, Metazoa, Chordata, Actinopteri, Acipenseriformes, Polyodontidae. Gene Ontology annotation, molecular function: translation initiation factor activity. Gene Ontology annotation, biological process: translational initiation. The record is from RefSeq and is a predicted model, not a curated record. The transcript has 5 exons.